Molecule: messenger RNA, 645 nt
Organism: Entamoeba dispar SAW760
Lineage: Eukaryota; Evosea; Mastigamoebida; Endamoebidae
Exons: 1
Coding region: 1-645 (214 amino acids)
Source: RefSeq, a predicted model, not a curated record
AUGGAUAUUAUUAAGGAUUACCUAAAUUGUUCUGUUUUAGUAGAAAUUAAUGGACAAGUAAAUCUCAUAAGUAGAUUUCUUUUGGUUUUUGAUAUUUCUCAAAGUCAUGUUGUUGAAUGUAAUGGAGUUAUAUUACCACCCCAUCUUUGUAUUGGAACUAUUUAUGAUCUUUUUGUUAAAGAUGACGGAGUAAUUAAAUUAAAACUAAAAGAUGAAAUUGUAGAUAUACAAAACGUUCAAAAGAGUUACUUCGGAAAUCUUUUUCCUUUUUUAAAGAUUUGUUGUGGAAUGAAUGACGAUUUAAUACAACAAUCAAUGAAUGAAAUGAAACCACAAUUAUGGGAACGUCGUAUAUUAAAAACACAAGAGGAUCAUCUUUUUUUUGAAAAAUUAAUUGAAAAGUCUCAAAAAUCGAUAUUAUUUAAUGUAGUUUAUCUUGAAGGUAAUCAAGUUAAGUCAAAUCCGUUUUGUCUUUCACAAACAUUACUGGUUAGUAAAUUUAUUCAGAAAGCAAUGGCCCAAUUAAAAAUUAGUUUUUCUACUAUCACUAAUCAAGGAAUUAACCUUCCAUCAUUUAUGGCUGUUGGUUCAUUUAAAAAUUAUUUUUAUGGCUCUGAUCUUAGUAUCACAGUUGUUUUGAAAUGA